Molecule: messenger RNA, 3805 nt
Organism: Xyrichtys novacula (pearly razorfish)
Lineage: Eukaryota; Metazoa; Chordata; Actinopteri; Labriformes; Labridae
Source: the annotation of a GenBank genome assembly
CUCGUUGGUUUGCCAACCGCCAAUAAACACCAUAGAAGAAGAAGGCGGGUGCUGAAGGAGAUAUUGUAGAAAAUGUUUAUUUUUGCAAGCUGUGGUCCUCCUACCGUCGUGCAUCAUGAUGCGUGACGGUGAGAUGCAUUUACAGCAAAUGUUAAACUCGAGUUCGCAUGUAGCCUGGUUGCUACUACGAGGGCUAGCUUGUGGCUAAUUUAGCCAGCGUUGGCCCAACAGCAUCAAAUAGUCCAUGCUAUCGUGUGUUGUCGUUUAAGUAAAUAAGGACCUGUGCUGCGUCCGAACUGCCCGCUCGGAUACUACAUGCUACUGCUACGUGCUACUGCUAGAUCCUACUCCUACAUACUAAACACGUUGGCCCAAUUCGGACACACUAGACGAGCGGUGGGGAAAGACGACCCCCGCAGGCAGAGAGUAGGUACUGCGCCCGUGCAGACAGUGGUAACUGAAGCCCCUCAUCUGCGGGCCUGGCUGUAGUACUGCAGCUGUGCAGUUUAAUGAUGGAAUAAGUGAGCUUUACCUCCAUGAUGUCGCCACAUAUUUGCUCAUAAAAUGAUUACUUGGGCAAAUAUGACACCAUGACAUGACAAAGAGAUACAACCGCACAUUUUUUAGGACAGUGUGUGAAGUUACAUGAAACUUACAUCUGUACUGCUGCGGUCCCGCGACAUGGUGCGCGCUGUUGUGGCCAGCCGGCGUUCGCGAUACAUUUAAAUAGGCAGAGCAGCUGGUGGCGCUAGCAUCACAUGCGCUUCUACAACUUUUAAGAGGACGAAGAAGAAGCCCGUGGUGCAUUUUGGGUCAGUAGCAUGCCCGUAGGAUGCACCGAGACCAACCUACAAUGUGGGCGUGUCUAGUAUCUGAAGUAGUAUCUGAAGUAGCAUGCUACUCGCUCCGGUGGCCAAUUCGGACAUGCUAGAUACUACUUCGACUUCUACUUCGACUACUACUUGGCAAUUCGGACGCAGCUCUGCUCUUUCUGAUGGAGCCAAGUUUAACACUAGAAGGACCAGCUUUUUGCUGUUCUACCUAUAAAGGCCACAGGGCAGCCGAUCGGCUGGAGGGCUUUUAACUAGUACAAAAUCACCACAUUUUGUUUUGCAAACGAGGCUAUCGCUGGUGCACCACAAUAGGGGAUAUGCUGAGUUAUUUCAAGGAAACUUGUGUUGUGGGGAGAGUGAGUGGGGAGGGGGAGGGGAGUUUCCAACCUGGAAACAACUGUAGACAGAAACUGCUUCAGCCAUAGCCACUGCACAGACAGUUAGUACAAAUAAAUGAUGUAAAAUCUGGAUUACUAAAUAUAACCUGUUGUGUGCACCAGAGGUCGGUCCACGGACAAAAACUGUUUGUACUUUAUAAAAAGGACAUUGUAAAUGUGUCUAAAUUGUUAAAUUGCAUACUGUUUGCAUAUGAUAUUGCACUCACAGGAGAGGUAAUUCCUUCUUUGCUGUGGUGGAUGAAUAUCUCACUGCACACAGCCUACUACUACGGCACCUCAAGAAUUCUGAGGUGUACAGACCUCCUCUCCAAGGAACGAAGAUGCAGAGAAGACUCAACACUCAGCAGGCAUUGGAAUUGGUCCUGGAUGGAGUGAACCCUUGUGACUCAGAUGGGGAAGACAUAGACCUUCAGCUGGAUUCGGACUCAGAGCUAUCUGAGCUAUCUUCAGGUUAGAUUUCAUUUCAGCCAUUUUGUUUCUCAUUUGGUUUCUGAGUGCAGUCGUCUAUUUCUUUUGUGUCAUUCUACUUCUCCCAAUGUCCCUGCACCUUAGCUGAGAUAUUUGAGAUGUUAGCUUUAAAGCAUGCAUUUGUGAUAUCAUUUCACUUUCCCAUUGCUCAUAAUUUUUAAUAUACGAUCCUUAUUACCUCUGUCAAGGAGGUUAUGUUUUUGGUUGCCUUGGUUUGUUUGUUUGUCUGUUAGCAUAUUCUAAUUUGAAUUUGUUCACUCUGCAGAUGAGGAGACUGCUCCUCAACCAGAAAAGAGAGCUCGGCUGGGGACUGGCCUGACAGAGACGGCGAAAGAUGGCACAGUGUGGCAUGAAGAACAGGUGGGGAUGGGUCUCCAUUGCACCCCUCCGUCCGCAUACGACGCAGAUGGAGAGCCUACGCCUAAGGCCCGGAGUUCCAUCUUGACUCGUCUUCAGAGCUUCCUGUGUUUCAUUACACUGGACAUGCUUGCUACUAUUCGAGACUGUACUAUUCAACAUGCAAAGCAAACGGAGUAUGUUGAUUGGUGCAUGGCCCUCCCUGAACUAAUGGCAUUUAUUGCAAUCAUCAUCUUGCGGGGGCUGACCAAGGUUCCAUCGAUGAGUGACUGCUGGUCAGCAAACCUGGGAAACCCCCAGAUCAUGGCAACCAUGCCCCGAAAUCGCUUUAAAGACAUCAUGCGACACCUACGCUUUGAUGACAGGGACACCCGCAGUGAGCGCACAAAGACUGACAAGUUUGCUGCAAUUUCUGCUGUGUGGUCGUCAUUUGUCACCAACUGCAUCACAUCCUACAACCCUGGUCGACACAUCACCAUUGACGAACAGCUUUUCCCCUCAAAGACUCGCUGCUGUUUCCUGCAGUACAUUGCAACGAAACCUGACAAGUUUGGGAUCAAGUUUUGGGUGGCUUGUGACUUGAAAUCCAAGUACAUCUGCAAUGUCCUCCCAUAUCUUGGCAAGGACCCCAGUCGUCCCAGUGGGGAGAGACUGUCUGAGAAUGUAGUCAUGAGGCUGAUGGAACCAUUCCUGGACAAGGGCAGAAAUGUUACCACAGACAAUUUCUUUACAUCACUGUCACUUGCGCAACGACUGCUUAGGCGGAAAACCACCAUCCUAGGCACAGUCAACAAGAUUCGCCGGGAAAUUCCACAGUCAUCCAGACAGAGGGACCGCAAUGAAUUCACCACUCAGGUGUUUUCAACAACUGGAGCCACGCUGACAGUGUAUGCGCCCAAACGGAAGAAGACAGUGUACGUUCUCAGCAGCAUGCACAGCGUGGUUCAGACUGAGAAUACCACCAAAAGGAAGCCAAACACCAUCACCCUUUACAAUGCAACAAAGUGUGACGUGGAUGUGAUGGACCAGAUGGUGCGGGAGUACACUGUCCGCACAGGAACACGGCGCUGGCCAGUCGCUGUGUUCUAUAACAUGAUUGAUAUGGCAGCAUUGAAUGCACAUGUGCUGUAUCAAGCAUGCACCGGGAGGAAGGAGAGACGGGUGGACUUCCUGGUGGAGCUUGCAAGAGAGUUAGCUAACUCUCAUGUAACUGCGAAGACGGCACGAAAGGAAGAAUUGUUUCGGCUACAACCUUCCACACCUAGCCCUGGAAAAAGAGCCAUGUGCCAGGUUAAAAAUCACUGUAAGAACAAUCAUGCCACUGUGCGAUGUGUUGACUGCUACAGAUACACAUGUGGGAAAUGCAGAAGGGAGAUACCAUGGCAGUGCCAGGAUUGUGAGUGACAGUCUAACACUGUAUCCUGAUGAUGCAUAUUCACCUGAAGUCCAUCACCAACCUUUUUAUACUUUAUAUAUGUCCUGCAUGCUCUUGUUAUUUUCUAUUCUUGUAUUUUACAUAGUAUUCUCUGUUUAAUGUUGCACCUUCACGCCGUAAAAAAUCCUAGCAUUGUACAUAGCCUUUCAUACUUUUAUACUUUAUAUAUGUCCUGCAUGCUCUUAUUAUUUUUUAUUCUUGUAUUUUACAUAUUAUUCUCCGUUUAAUAAUGCACCAACCCUUGAAAAAAUUCCUAGUCUGUGAAACCUGUUCAUUGACAAUAGCAAUAAAACCCCUUGUGAUUGUGAUUCUGA